AAGUCCGCAACAUUUCUGGAGGUGGGAGGAUCAUUAGGUUACGAAAAAAAUUUCACUGGACUUCUACUCGGUUCCGGGUGCUCCACGAGUAACGGACCUGAAUUCCAGUGCUUAAUAAAUUCCGCUCUUAGUUGGUUUCAGAGGUGUCGAAACAUUCGACAUGGCGCCUCAAUUCAACAGGAUAGUUAGCGUCUUCUUAGUUUUCAUCGUUUCUAGUUAUGCAGCUGAUCCACCAUUUCCUCACAUCAAAGAUUUUAUGGUUGAAUUUUACCAGACAGAAGUUCAAGUAACAAAUGAAGAACAACAAGCUACAGCUUUCGGCACAGAAUACUUCGACAGCACUCAAGGACGAGGAUCGAUGAAUCUUUUGAUUAUGGGUCUCAGGCAAUCAGUUUACUACUAUAAUGAAACAAAUGAAAUACUGGAGGUUAACGCUACAAACUGUCAGACAUGGGACAUUGACGAAUCUAUAUACUACUAUCAAAGCGCAUUUUACGGAUGGUUGAACAAAGACCCACUUGUGAUUGGUCCAUCAGCUGCGCUUUGGUUCGCCGAGAAUUAUAAGGAUAAGAUAGAAUACAAUGGACAAACAACUGUUAGAGAUAUCAAAGUCGAUAACUAUUCAUUGCCAGUUUUAGACGACAGGGACAACGUGACCAUGUAUUAUUAUUUUGCUGUUAAAGAAUGGACUACGCCUUAUAAGUACGAAAACUUGCGAGUUCCUAUUCGGAUUGAGGCAAGAGGUGUGUCGUCUAAGGACACAGCAUCAAAAGACCAAUGGCUAGUCAUCAAUCAGAUCACAGAUUUUGCAUACUUCAGUCCCACGAUUAGCAAGUGGUUAGCAUUCCAGCCACCUGUAGGCAUAGGUUGUCCUCUUAGAAAGUCAACAAAGUCCAUGCCAGAAAUGCCUAAAAUAUUCAGAUAUUCGGCAGAAGUUUUCGAUGUUGUGAAAGCGAAAGAUACAGAAAUAAACGACAUCGAAUAUCAGCAGGUCUGGUACGACAGUGUUAACAAAUUAGGCAGACAUGACAAGUACACAAGAAUGAUGUUUACGUCUGAAUUGUAUGAUUUCAAUACUGGUGUAACCUACAGUGUAGCGAAUUUCCAAUCAUGUACUAUAAAGCCACUUCGAAAGUCAAUGUUUGAAGGUCAUGAAGGAAAGUUAGUUGGUCAUCUAAAGGAACCAGGAGAAGUGCUGAAGUUAGAUGGAAGCUUUUACUACAUGGGCGAGCGAUAUAUCAGAGGAAUUAAAGUUGAUUCAUUUGAAAGUAUUCAGAAAGAUGUUGUAUUCAUGGACAAAACGUUAGUAAAAUUAGUCAUCACAGUAUACUUUACUCAGGAAUUCAUGGAAAUAGCAGUGGAUGGAGAAGAAGAGUCUAAAAUUCCUGUGUACUAUGCAGUAAAAGGGUGGGACACUCCAACCAAUGUUGCCAUCAAUCUGCAAUACAAUAUUUUCGAAUUUGAUGACGUUAUUUAUCCCGACAUGUACACGACGUUCCGUCUUGGACGAUGCUUCCCAUCCAUGCAAGAUAAAUCUUAUAUAGUUCUAAUCAUAGAUGCAACCCCACAACUGGGUGCUUUGAUGGAAAAACAAGACGAUUUUGUCAUCGAGGAGUUGCGAAAUCAAAUUGUCAAACAUGCUAAAAUAUCCAAUAUGAGAAUUCCCUUACUGAGAGCGGAUUAUAAGUCAUCAGGAGUUAUCAUCACUGGGCUGAUUUUGGACAGGCCACCAGCACUCAAGCAGUUUUGGUUUGAGACUGAAGGUGAAGUUACGGAAGAUGCUUUUAACUUGAAACCUGUCGCUGAUGCUGACACGAAGGAAAAAUGCGCUUAUGCUUGCGUUGAUGAAUCAAACUUUAUUUGCAAAGGUUUCUAUUUCUGCAAUGAGGCUUGUUUCUUAAAAUCGAAAGACCUCUUGGAUCCAUCAGAUAGCGAUGAAAAGAAAGGAACCUUAGGCCAAAAAUGUCAGACUUAUGUCAGAGCAGAAAUAGAUUCUAAUAAUAAUGAAGCUUACCUUAAAGAUGCUCUAAAGAGCUUGGAAGAUGCAGUAACAAACCAAACAGUGAAGAUCGUACUUCCAAUCGACAAAGACUCAACAAAAGAUGUUUAUAUUCAAGACAUUAUAAUUGGAGAUGGACCAUAUACAGGAGGAAGUAAUCAGGAGAAACCUUACGAUAUAGUCAUCAAUUUCAGCAAAUUGAAGAAAUCUGAAACUACACUGGAACUUCACGAAGUGGAUACUCUCAAUGAUUGUUACAAGGCUUGCAAAACUUCGGAUGCUAUUUCUUGUUCCAGUUUCUCUUACUGCCCAAGGAGCGAUAACAAGCAAUGUGUAAUCAGCUCUCUCUUGGUGGUAGAUAAGGCAAAAAACGCUGAGGACACAGUAGAUGAUGCCAACUGCUACGUGUAUUCCUUGAAAUAUCUGGACUUCUAUGAUCCCUACCCAGGAAGAACUGUGCUUAUCAGCGGAGAGGAUGUGCAAUCAAAUGUUAAUAGCACAGAGAUGUGUGCUAAAAUCUGCCGAGAUGAAAAAACAUUUACCUGCCGAGGUUUUGAGUACUGUCGGACGGCCAGAACAUGCGUGCUUCACUCCAAACAUAUCCUAGAUCUCAAACCAGGGGAGAGCGCAACUACUUCGAAAAAGUCAACAUGCGUCCACUACGCAGCUAGAUUCUCGGCUGAUUACUAUGAUAUGGGUUUCAGUCUUCUUGAUGACGACAGCGACAAACGAACGGAACUCACUUUAGAAGAAUGUGCCCGAAUAUGUUCUGAGGAACUGAAAAGCACUUGCAAAUCCUUCAAUUACUGCCCCGCAUCAAAUAUUGGAACAGACAGCUCUUGCUCUCUAAGCUCCAAGAUGAUAACGGAUAAUGCAGUCACUACUACUUCUAUGGCAGACAAGAACUGCCAUCAUUACGAAAAGAAAAGUUCUGUUGAUGACUGGGCUAAAGCUGAAAAAAAAUUAGUUACGUCAGGAUAUACAAAGUCGGGUUUUGCUGGAUUAGUUGUUGGUAUGCUAGCUCUUGGUCUUCUUGUAGGAAUCGUAGCCUUCCUACUCUAUUCUUAUUACCGUUCAAGAUAUGCAGGUGAUGGAUUGAGCGUCCGGUUCACGAAACAAGAGAAUUCAUGAGAAAGCAAAUAUAAUUUAGUGGCACAUCCAAAAAAGCAGACAAGUAACAAACAUCAAAAGUUAAAGAACUGUCUGAACUGUGUGAGUCACCAGAUAUUUAACCAAUGACUUAUCAACGUGUAUUAGAAACUUAUUUUCUCGAAGUGAAUUCCGUUACUUGUCUUUUUUGUUUUUACGUGUUUGUGUCGUCUAAAGAAUUUUGUUUUUGUAGUAUUACAAUAAAAUGUAUUCUGAUUCUACUA
Stegodyphus dumicola is the source of this 3372-nucleotide messenger RNA. RefSeq lists its product as uncharacterized. NCBI's taxonomy places the organism in Eukaryota, Metazoa, Arthropoda, Arachnida, Araneae, Eresidae. The record is from RefSeq and is a predicted model, not a curated record.